Messenger RNA from Dalotia coriaria, 1949 nucleotides. Its product is annotated as SET and MYND domain-containing protein DDB_G0273589-like. Gene Ontology annotation, biological process: compound eye photoreceptor development. Bases 35 to 1903 code for a protein of 622 amino acids. NCBI's taxonomy places the organism in Eukaryota, Metazoa, Arthropoda, Insecta, Coleoptera, Staphylinidae. Gene Ontology annotation, cellular component: nucleus; cytoplasm. The transcript has 4 exons. Gene Ontology annotation, molecular function: histone deacetylase binding. The record is from RefSeq and is a predicted model, not a curated record.
CGUACCUACACGCGUUAGAACCUGCACUUCCACAAUGACGAAACCAAAAUUUCAAACGCAUUGCGAGCAAUUAAUUAAAAAACUAAGCAAAGAUAAAGUAGAAGAGUUUCGUACUAUAACAGACGACGCAUCAAGGACAAAAUUUGUCUACGCACUCUCAAACGAGGUUAAGUACGAUUUGGCCACAUGGACACCAAAAGACCUGGAACGUGCUGAAGCUCUCAAAGUAAGCGGCAAUAAACUCUUUCAUCAACGCUGCAACUAUCAAGCUUUGUGCGUGUACAACGAAGCAAUCACAAGAUGUCCACAAGAUGACAUUAAAGGUAAAAAACUGUACGCUAUAUUAAUAGCUAACCGUAGCGCGGUGUUUUUUGACACUAGCAUGUACCAAAAAGUGUUACAAGAUGUCGCCUUUCUAAAACAAUAUGGCCACCACCCAAACCCUGAUAAAUUAACUGCACGCGAAACAAAAGCCUUGGACGCUCUUUGUAAAUCAACAGAUUCUGCAGUAAUCGAAUUUGAAGAAGAUGGACGUGUCAAAAGUGCACCAUGUGAAGAAUUUACAUGGUGCUCAAAAAACAUAACCUAUCCAGCCCUGUCAAGCAGACUAAUAGUUAAAAAGGAUAAUAUACUCGGGCGUUAUGUGGUUGCAAAAGAUGAUUUCCAAGCUGGAGAAAUCGUCGGCGUUGAAAAAGCAUACGCAGCUGUAUUAAACAGUAAUAUUUACCGUACAAACUGUGGAUAUUGUGCGAUAUCAACCAAUCAGGUCUUUGCAUGUCCAAAAUGUUGUCAGGUUGUCUAUUGUAACAUGCAAUGUCUAGAAAAAGCUAAAAUAUAUCAUCAGCAUGAAUGUAGCAUUUUGUUGACGUUGUAUGACGCUGAUGUUUCAGUGAAUAACCUGUUAGCAUUGAGGAUGAUCACCCAGCGCCCUCUGGAACAAGUUAUUAAAGAAGAUACCUACGCUAAAGAGGAAAGAAAUGUUGUAAUAUACAAAACUGAAGAUUAUUACAAUGUAAAUCGAUUGGUACGUCAUGAAGACGUGAGAGAUCCAGAGGAAUUGUUACAUUUGACAAUAAUGGCUGCGUUUUUGUUGAAUUUAUUAAAAACCACGGAUUAUUUCAGCAAGAAAAGUGAAAAUAAUGAGUUGACAGAUGAUGAAAUACUCGUUGGUGGAUUACUCUUGAGAUAUUUACAGAUAUUGCAGUAUAAUGCACAUGAAAUUUUUGAAUUGAAAAAUGCUGAUUUUCCUCAACGGAAAAUUACUUCCGGUGAGCCGAUUAAUUAUCAAACAGGUGGUGUAGGUGCUGGUUUAUAUCCGACAUUAGCAUUAUUAAAUCAUUCUUGUGAUCCAUCUGUUAUAAGGUAUAAUAUUAAUAACACGAUGGUGCUACGCAGUAUAAAACCAAUCAAAGCCGGUGAUAUUGUAUAUGAAAAUUACGGCCCUUUUUAUACUAAUGAUAUAAAACAGAGCAGGAUUAAUGAAAUGGUUUCUAAGUAUAAAUUUUCUUGUACAUGUCAUGCUUGCGUUGAGGAUUGGCCACUGUUGGCUGAUUUUGACGCGAAUGUGUUGCGCGUUAGGUGUGAGUGUGGUGGCGUGGUUCCUACUAGCAAGGAUAUACCAACGCCAUCUAUUACUUGUGAAAAGUGUAAUAAGGAUAUUAAUCUUUUGCCUGUCCUUACGGGUUUAAUUCCGUUGGAGCCUAAAUCAGGCAAAGCAGAGGCGUUUUUUGCUGACGGGCAUUUUGUUGAGGCACGUAAAUUGUAUGCGGAGAUGCUUGCUACUCAGUUGAAGUUCCUCGCGCCGCCGUUUGGCGAUAUGGUGCAAGUUCAGCAAAGGUUGAAAGUCUGCUUGUUGCACAAUGGGAAUAAAAAGUUUGAUUACAAACCAAAACAGAAUUUAUAAAGGAAAUUUUUAUAAUUUUCUAGAUAAUAAAGUGAAUUUCUUAAGA